Molecule: messenger RNA, 697 nt
Organism: Effrenium voratum
Lineage: Eukaryota; Dinophyceae; Suessiales; Symbiodiniaceae
Source: the annotation of a GenBank genome assembly
GGACAGUGUCUUGAAAGCUGUUGGAUGACAAUGAAGCGGCGCUGGUUUGCCAGAUUGGCUGCUCCCAAAGCCUUUGCAUCGCUACCUUCCUUGUUUUGCUUCUUUGCUCCAAUGACCGUCUGAAGUGGUGGACAUCACACUACCAAAGCGAUGAGAGCGUCAAACGUGCAUGCUUGCAGACCGCCAACGUUCUGCAGACUCGGGGUUGACUUACCACGAUGACGUCGCACUGCUCGGCAACAUGUACUGCGAUUUGGGCCCCAAGCCUCAGAAAUCGGUUGCCGAGCAAACGCUCUCGGAUGUGGAGCUGGCGGUGGCCCAGCUACAGGCGCCCUACAAGGUCAUCCCCCACGAAUCCACCAGCGCCAUCUUGGCCAUGUCCAUCGUCAAGCGCUUCAUUCCCUUGAUGGACCGAGUCCUUGUGCAGAAGGUCAAGGCGGAGGCAAAGACUGCGAGCGGCAUCCUUUUGCCAGACUCCGCCAAGCAAGCUCCAAACUGGGCGAAGGUUCUGGCGACCGGGCCUGGCCGCGUCUCCAAGGAGGGCGAGCUGUUGGCGAUGAACGUUCAGGUUGGCGACACAGUGGUGAUCCCAGAGUACGGCGGCGUGACCUUGAAUUUUGACAACGAGGAGUACCAUGUCUUUCGGGACGAGGACAUCAUGGGCGUCAUCCAGGACCGCCAAGUUGCAUGGGGUUAA